AUGGCCCCGCAGGUGUCUGCUCUGGCCCUUCUCCUGGCCCUUCCGCCCCUGCUGUCUGCCCAGGGAGCGACACCGGCCAGGCCCAGCAACCUCACGACUCCAGAAAAAUGUGAAAUACCAAAACCCUGGGACCCCAGAUUGCAGUUUACCCCCGAGGGGCCGUUCUACGCCCUGGGUGACUCGGUGACACUGAGCUGCCCUGAGGGGUAUCGGCCGUCACCGCCUGUGAUCGAAUGUGUCAGAAAUGGGAACCAGUCUGUCUGGAGUGAGACACCCACCUGCCAGGGGGUUUGUACGACGGCAGGAAACUGGCCCCCGUCGGUCUCUGCUGCCUCCACACAGACAGAGUUUGCUGUCGGCGAGAGGGUUCACGUGACCUGUUGCCCGGAGCAGUACGAGGGGCGCUCGGCUUGGAUGCGAUGUACGGAGACGGCUGGGCGCGUGGAGUGGGACACGAGCCGUGUGAGCUGUGUGGAAAAGUGCCACAAACCCAGCUGGGCCUCAGCUCUGCGGUUCGAACCGGACAAGAAAUAUUAUAGCAGGGAGGAGCCAGUGACCCUGAGCUGCCCGGAGGGGUUCGAACCCUCGCAGCCCGUGAUCACAUGUACCGGACAGGGGAGCCGGAGUGUCUGGAAUCAGACUGCUGCCUGCCUGGGUUAG
Molecule: messenger RNA, 660 nt
Organism: Trachemys scripta elegans
Lineage: Eukaryota; Metazoa; Chordata; Testudines; Emydidae
Product: complement receptor type 2-like
Exons: 4
Coding region: 1-660 (219 amino acids)
Source: RefSeq, a predicted model, not a curated record